Molecule: messenger RNA, 1377 nt
Organism: Medicago truncatula (barrel medic)
Lineage: Eukaryota; Viridiplantae; Streptophyta; Magnoliopsida; Fabales; Fabaceae
Product: pentatricopeptide repeat-containing protein At2g26790, mitochondrial
Exons: 4
Coding region: 1-1377 (458 amino acids)
Molecular function (GO): protein binding
Source: RefSeq, a predicted model, not a curated record
AUGAUUUUUCAUUCUAAACAAAACCCAUCAUUUGAAAUACAUGACUUGUUUGAGAAGCUAUUAGAGGGUGUUGAUGUUGUUGAGAAUAAAAAACAUUACUUGGCUAUACUCAGAGCAUUUGAUGUGUUUGCUAAAGCUUGUGUUGGUCUUAACAUGUUUGAUGGAGCAUUUGAUUUCUUGUUUCAUUUUCAAGUUACUAGGUUUGAGAUUCUUCCUAGUAUUGUUGCUUGUAACUUUCUUAUUAACCGUUUAAUUCAACAUGAUAAAGUGAAAAUGGCUUUGGAGGUUUAUAAAGAAAUCAAGAGGGUUGGUUUGUGUCCUAAUCAUCACACUUAUGCUAUUGUUAUCAAGGGCUUGUGUAAGAAUAGUGAUGAUUUGAAACACGUGGAAUAUGUAUUUGAUGAAAUGGAGGAAGCUGGUGUGACUCCGAAUUCGUAUUGUUACGCUGCUUAUAUUGAGGGGUUGUGUAAAAAUAACAUGUCUGAUGUGGGAUAUAAGCUGCUCGAACGAUGUAGAGCGAGUAAUGCACCUAUAGAGGUUUAUGCCUAUGCUGCGGCUAUUCGUGGGUUUUGUAAUGAAAUGAAAUUAGAUAAAGCUGAGGAUGUAUUUUACGACAUGAAAUCGUGGGGACUUGUUCCUGAUUUUCAUGUUUAUUCUCCGUUGACCCGUGGAUAUUGUAAGAUCAAUGAUGGGCUUAGAGCGAGAUCAUUACACGAUGACAUGAUUUCGAAGGGUGAGACGGGUAAGGAUUCGGAAGUUGUAGAUCUAUUUAAAGAAAUAAAGCAAUCAUGUCUGUUUCUCGAUGGGGUAGCUUACAAUAUUGUACUUGAUUCUUUGUGUAAAUUGGGUAAGGUGGAUGAUGCGGGUAAAACCGUUGAAGCCCAAUGUUUGUUUAAAGAAAUGGAGGAAAAAGGAUUUAAACCUGAUGUUGUUGCGUAUAAUGUACUAGCCGCCGGUUUAUUUAGAAAAGAUCUUGAUAGCGAGGUCAUUGACCUUUUGAUUUAUAUGGACAGUCAAGGUGUGAAGCCGAACUCUACUACACAUAAGAUUAUCAUUGAAGGUUAUUGUUCAGUAGGCAAGGUUGGAGAAGCUGAGGCAUAUUUUAACCGUAUGAAAAAUGAAAGUGUCGAACUCUAUACUGCCAUGGUUAAUGGCUAUUGUGAAGCUAACCUUAUUGAAAAAUCAUAUGAUCUUUUUUUAAGCUGUCAAACCAAGGAUAUAUUUCAACAGAAAGUUCUGGUUUUGAGAAACUUAGCAAACAUCAUUGCAGAUAUUAAUGGCACAAGAAGCUUGAAAGCUUGUAGUGCAAGUAACAAAUCUUUGGCUUGUCCAAAUUCCUCCCGUAUUUACAAUGGAAAUGAUUUUGAUGGGCGCUAA